GCGCCUCAUUUAUAUUUUAAUCCAUGGAUAGCUUAUGCUGCUGCAGAUGUGCGUGUCAUUGACACCGCUGGCUGGCACUAACAUUCAAGUGCUUGCAGCAGGCGCACUCAAAAAAUCCAACGAAUCACAGCACACUGCGCUAGCCCACCAACGCAGAUGGAGCUUCACUCUGGCAGCUACUCCAAAGCGUCAUAGUGCAACCAGCUUCCCCUUCUUCACUCAAUUGUAACCCGCAAACCGCAGAGCAAACGCCCUUAUUCGUCGCCUUUAACUCACAGGCCGCUGCCUGCCAAUACGCAAAAUGUCGGUGGAAAUGGACGAUCCCCUCGACAAAACGACCCUCGCGACCAUCUCUCUGCUCGAAUCACGUCUCCUGCGAAUCGAGCAUCUCCUCUACGGCACCACCGCCUCGCCCUUUUCAAGCCAGACUCAGCAUGACGCUGCCCUUGCAAAGAUGGACGGCUUAGAACGGCGAUUCAGUAGAAUGAUUUCUCAGAUCCGCGUCUAUGCAGAGCUUCUCAAGAUCUACAAAUCAAACCCAGAUCUCUUCCACGCUCCUCUUCCCUCCCAACCUCCCUCCCAGCUCGACUCGGAGGCUGUCCAAUCCAUCGUCCUCUCCGCCGCCUCGUCGUUCCCCGCUACGCUCUCCGCCCUCACCGCCGUCAAGGACAUCCCUAUCCCUGAGUCCUCUACCAGUGCGAGUUUGAUCUCGCUCACGCAGCGCAUGAAGGCCAUUGAAGCUACGCAGAUUGCGCAAGCUGCCGAGAUUUCUGCUCUACGAAGUAGGAGCGAGGCGCUUGUACGAUCGUGGUACGAAAACGGCGCAGUGGUGAACUCUCAGGUAUUGGCGCACACCGAGGGUAAGAUCCAGAGGGUGGAGCGUGAAGUGAGAAGAAGAGAGCGAAUCAUUGAAGAGGAGAAGCAAGAAGAAUGAGCUGAGUAUGUCAAUGGAGUGCAUGCUAUUCAACUCUGGACAUCCGAGUCACCAUCCUCUAAAUGAGGGAGGGGAUUCGAUGUUGGCCGUCCAACUACAGUUUGCUUUUGACAACGAGAUUUUGUUCCAUGAAGGUAUUCAGUGGUAUGACGACGAAGAGCGUCACUGAUCCCCCGAACCAAGUUUCGCAUUGGCCCAGCCAUAGUGCCAGAAGUGGGCGGAAGACACUAUUCCCGGCUAUUGAGCGACCAGGUGAUGCAGUUGGAUAUUAGCCGAGAAGAUGAUCAAACCGACCUAGACACAUGGUGACAAGAUGAGUUAUGAGACUGGAAAUGAAAAGAAACGCAUUAUGAGAAAUAGAUACCCCGUGUUAGACUAGAGGCCGCCGUUCUCCCCGGUUUCGAAGUAUCCUGAAGCCGAUGAUGAGGAGACUUCGGCUAGAUUAUACAAAGUCAAUAUAAAUCCCCCGCUUA
Molecule: messenger RNA, 1407 nt
Organism: Trichoderma harzianum CBS 226.95
Lineage: Eukaryota; Fungi; Ascomycota; Sordariomycetes; Hypocreales; Hypocreaceae
Exons: 2
Coding region: 302-934 (210 amino acids)
Biological process (GO): cytoskeleton-dependent cytokinesis
Cellular component (GO): dynactin complex
Source: RefSeq, a predicted model, not a curated record